AUGUUAAAAAAAAGAGCCAACAGGCCGCCACUAAUGGGGCCUAAUAGGGCUGAUGUUCAGCUGGCGAAAACUUCAGUGAGUACAGCAAAUGUUCAACUCAUCUACCAUUCCGUGCUUUCCGAGCUAUUGCACGACAAAAGACGAAAGUUCACCUUCUCAGAGACAGCCUACUUCUGGCGCUGGUGGAAGGAACAGCGUCCUACCACCAGAGCCACCUUCAGGACCUUAGUGCAGGAAGGUCGAGUGGAAUUCGCUGGCGGAGGCUGGGUGCAUAAUGAUGAAGCUACACCGGACUACCUUCACAUAAUUGACCAGUAUACUUGGGGUUUGAGGAAACUGAACGACACUCUAGGACCAUGCGGCAAACCGAAGGCAGCUUGGCAGAUUGACACUUACGGUCAUACUAGAGAACAGGUCUCUUUGUUAGCACAAAUGGGGUACGAUGGACUCUUUAUAGGUCGAGUGGACCACAAGCAAAGGGAAGCUAUGAUAGAAGAGGAUAGAAUGGAAUUCAUGUGGCGGGGGUCCGAUGUGUUAGCUGAAGAGCAAUCAGUUCCGCCCAAGGACACUCGCAACUAUGGAGGAGUCGCGAUUCCGUUGCCAAACUUUUGGGAUUACGAUUUCGGAGAUUUAGGGAUUGGGGAGGGGAAGGAUUGGGCUUCCGGUAAAAUGUCGGACAUAAUGACACAUACUCUGUUCAAUCUAUACAACGCUCCUGAUGGGUUCUGCUUCGAUUUCCUCUGCAACGACGAGCCUAUUAUAGAUGAUCCUGACAAUAAAGUCUACAAUGCUGAUAAGAGGGUAAACGAUUUCAUAUCCCAAAUUGAAAGACAAGCGAAAUACUACGAUCAUGAUAAUAUAAUGGUGACGAUGGGAGGAGAUUUCACCUACCAGAGUGCAGCCAACUGGUUCAUGAAUAUGGAUAAACUUAUCAACCACGUCAACACUCAUCCAGCUAAUCUAUCAGAUAUUAAUAUUUUCUAUUCGACGCCAUCUUGCUAUUUGAAAGCUAUAUAUCUGUAUGGCAGGAGAGAUAAGGCUAUGUAUACUGAAAAAGAUGACCAAUUGCCCUACGGUAGUGAUUCAAUGACGUACUGGACCGGCUAUUACAGUUCUAGACCAAGUCUCAAAUACUUCGCGCGACGAGCUCAUGUAUUUUUGCAAGUAGUAAAACAAUUGACGGUGAUCGCUAGAUUAGGUGAUUCAUACGAAUUACAUCUCCUAAGACAUGCUGUAAGCCUAGUACUGCAUCAUGAUGCAAUAACAGGCACCAGUCAACAACAUGUUACUAAUGAUUUCGUCAGAAUUCUCAAUGAAGCCAUCGAUGCGUGCACUAAGAAAGUUUCCAAUCUGCUCAGCUACUUAACUCCAACUUGGGGAGGUAGUCGGAGGACGAAGAAUAACCAACAGUUUGUGAUAUGCCAUCAGCUAAACAUGAGCCAAUGCAGAGUGACUUACGUGCGAGUGUUCUUAGACAUGUUUGACGAAAAUCGGUUGAGCCGUUUAGAAGUUAUGGGGGAUGAGGAAGUGGAAUACCAGCUAGUACCACUACCAGCAGCAGUCAUCAAUCUACCAGGGAGAUCCUCUACAGCAAUCCAAGAGUUGUGCUUUGAAGCUGAAAACAUACCUCCAUUAGGAUUUACUGCAUAUUACAUAGCUCCGGUCAGAGAUCAGUUGGAGGAGAAUGAGUUCGCGAAAAAGUUUUCGAAAUCAAAUCAAGGGAAAAUCGAAGCGGAACAGGAGAUCAUACCUUUUAUAUCCAAUGAGUACAUAAAAGUUACAGUAGACAAAGUGACGGGACUGCUGGAAUCCAUCCAGCAUGUGGACGGAGUCAGGAUAGAUGUGAACCAAAACUUCUACUACUACGCUCAAGGUCAACAGACUCUGCAGUCGGGAGCCUACAGCUUUAGACCUGAUCGACAGAGGCCUGUUGCUGUAACGGACAAGGUAGCCUAUAACACCAUCCGAGGGUCUCUAGUCAAGGAGAUCAGACAGAGGUUCAGCGACUGGAUCACCCAGAUCAUCAGGCUGUACCGUGGUGAAGAAUUUGUGGAGUUGGAGUGGAUUAUUGGACCUGUACCUAUAGGAACGGACCUCGGCAAGGAGGUGGUGAGUUUGUUCACGACAAAUAUCACCAGCAAUGGCGAGUUCUUCACCGACUCCAACUCUCGGCAAAUGAUGAGGAGAACCUGCUGGAAUGAAUCUGCCAGCACGUUGAGUAGUCAACAGCUCAAGAAGCCGAUAGCAGCGUGUUACUACCCAGUAACAUCCCGGAUAUGUAUACACUCGGGGAACGCCAGUGUCGAGAUGUGUGUACUGGUCGACAGAACAGAAGGAGGGACCUCGUACAAUGAUGGAGAGAUUGAGCUAAUGGUCCACAGAAGACUCCUUACAGAUGAUGGCUUCGGUCUUGAAGAAACCCUGAACGAGGAAUCCUAUGGAGUAGGACUGGUGGUUAAAGGGAAGCACAGGAUACUCUUUGGAAACUAUCGGCAAGAAGUGGAUGAUCAGACCUUCUCGGAGAGGAUGUCGCUCUUCUCAAGGAGGUGGCAGUACGAGCCCUGGCUGUUCCUGACUUCUGGAGAGAAGCUUAACAGAAGAAAAUGGCAGAAUGUUAGGAAUAAGAGGUUUUCAGUGCUGAAGCUGCAUGGUCUGCCUCGUCACAUCCAUGUGUUGACCUUGGAACCGUGGAAAGCUGGUACAGUCCUACUUCGAUUGGAGAAUACGCUGGAAAGUCCUAUAAGAGAGCGCUUCAGGACGGAAAAAUCUGACGGACCAGAAGACUACAUAACCAAGCCAACACAUAUCACAGUGGAGUUGCGAAAGAUAUUUCUGCAGAUGAACAUUAAGCUGGUUAGGGAGACGACGCUCGCUGCCAACCAAUGGCUGGAUGAUGCGCGACAGAUGGAUUGGAGUACAAGAUAUGUAUACAAUGGAGCUGAUGAUGGGAUACUUCCAGAGGACGCAGAAGAAACAGAAGAGAAGCCUACAAAACCAACAGAAAAUAAAGAAUCAGGAAACGUUUCCGGCGAAGAUUCAGAGUACGGUCGAAAAAAAUACGUCCGACAAAGAUUUUCGGAUAAAUCCAGAUCGAAAAUCAAAAUGCCUGUUUACGCAGACUAUGACAGGCGAAAACGAUCAAUAAAUAUUUCAGAAAAUGUUAUGGAGAACUUAAUCAAUGAUACGACGAUAGAUACCGUUAGAUUUAAUGACACAACUGAAUCCCCAGCGAAGAACACUUCUUCAGUACAUAUGACAACGAGAUUUGAAAUUAAUGACACAAUCAAGUUCUCUGAGCAACUAAAGUUUUUAAUGACACAAAAGACUCCAAAAAUGACAUUUUUGAGCAGAUCGAAGCCUAGCAAAUUGGUUAAUGAUUGGGCAGCUGAAACGGAAGAAGUUGUGUCUUCUGAAGAAGACUUCUCUUCUAAUUUGAAGAAGAGAUCGCCUAGGAGAAGAGGUGGAAGUAGGAGUACUAAAAGGACUAAGCCUGAACGUGAAGAAACCACAAGCGACGAUGUAGAUGACGGAAUAACGAAAUCAAUCUACGAAAUGUACUACAAGCAUCGGCCAAGAAACCAAAACAAAGGCUUCAAGAACGCAGAAGAAAAAAACAGAAAGAAGAAGCCAAGAAGAUUACGAGACAAGAACGAUUAUGAUUAUGAAGUAGAACAGACAACCAGAAGAUAUUUCAGAAGUAAAAGCAAAAGAGUUAGAGGAAGAGGUUACACUGCUGAAAUGCCGUUCUUUACAAACGAUCGAAAGAAAUAUAAGGGAGACAGAGAUUAUAUUACUACAGAAGAUGGAAGAAGAAUGAGGGAGAUGGGCGCAGAAGAUGCGCCAGUUAAAGAAUAUCCUAUCAAAACAUCACCUCGUUUGCGAAAACGCAAGGACAAUAGCGGCAUGGAAGUCCAGGACUAUUCUGAAGAAGAAGACCUUGAUAAUGUCGAGAAGGAGAUCGGAGAGAGAAGAACGGAGAACAAUAGAAGGAAGAGGACCCUACCAAAAGACGAUGAAGUGCAAGUGGAACCUGGUACCACAGAACCAACAGAAGACACAGACUUUGUAGUGACGAUUCGACCAACACAAAUACGAACAUUCGUCAUAUGGUUUGAGAAUAACAGAAAGAAUUACAACACAUAACUUAUUCGAUAUAUUUGCAAUAUGAAUACAA
Molecule: messenger RNA, 4174 nt
Organism: Spodoptera exigua (beet armyworm)
Lineage: Eukaryota; Metazoa; Arthropoda; Insecta; Lepidoptera; Noctuidae
Source: the annotation of a GenBank genome assembly